Molecule: messenger RNA, 198 nt
Organism: Aspergillus campestris IBT 28561
Lineage: Eukaryota; Fungi; Ascomycota; Eurotiomycetes; Eurotiales; Aspergillaceae
Exons: 3
Coding region: 1-198 (65 amino acids)
Source: RefSeq, a predicted model, not a curated record
AUGUCCUACCAGCAACCUCCCCCGGGGCAAUACUACCCUCCUCCUGGAGGGUACGCCCCUCCGCCGCCCCAACCGAUGCAGUACCAGCAGGCACCACCCCCAGAGCCGUCCAAAGACCGUGGCUGUCUUAUGGGAUGGUCAUAUCAUGGCUAUGUGCUGUUGUUUCCUGUGCGAGGAGGCCUGCGAGUGCUGCGUUGA